This is a messenger RNA of Tigriopus californicus, 2930 nucleotides long. Its product is annotated as zinc finger protein 79-like. The transcript has 3 exons. The record is from RefSeq and is a predicted model, not a curated record. Lineage: Eukaryota; Metazoa; Arthropoda; Copepoda; Harpacticoida; Harpacticidae. Gene Ontology annotation, cellular component: nucleus. Gene Ontology annotation, biological process: regulation of transcription by RNA polymerase II. Gene Ontology annotation, molecular function: RNA polymerase II cis-regulatory region sequence-specific DNA binding; DNA-binding transcription factor activity. Bases 705 to 2681 code for a protein of 658 amino acids.
AGAGCAAACAUUAGGAAGGCCAUGAUUAAAGAGCGCAUGUUAAUGACUUGGGAAAUGAUACCCAAUUAGUCAUAGUAGGGCCAUUAGGCCAUAAUUUUAGCGUUUGCCUAGCAUGCCAGGUGAUGGUUGAGACUCAGGGGAAAACAAAAACCUUUCCAAUUUUUAUGACAAGACUCGUGAUCCACUCGAGCUCCUUCAACGUGUAAAGCUACCCCUCUCUUUAGGACGAGGAGGACGAAAAGGAGAAAGACAAAUAAAGGGUGUUGUCAUACCAACAGAACAACCAGGACGCAAUAAAUUAUUGCUUGCCAUGAUCAGAUGAUGCAGACUUAACCACAAGAGGCACGGGAUGAUUUUUUUCCCCGUCAAUUCUGGGCCACACCCUCCAACUCUUGAAAGGGUUGAAUUUUCUCAUUUUCUUUGGCUUUUUUGAUGCUAAAGACACGAAAGAAAUGCUCUUCGUUCCGAGUUCGGGUCAGGAAGUGUCGACUACCAAGAAAUGAUGGAUCGAUUCCGGCAAAUAAGCCGGAAUAUCUAUUCGGUGUUCGUAGAACAGGAAUUGAAAAAAGGAGAGGGAACAAGUACGUCAAUUAUUAAUCCAUGCAGUGGCAUUUCAAAGACGAACAUGCAAUGGUGGGACUACAGAUCUUAUUUGGUUGCUACAAGCGUAAAACGACACGGAAAAUGUGAAUUCAAAUUAUCUCAUGUUUCUUUGUAGAAUGUUUUGUCAGAACAAGACCUCGUCUGACAUCAAAAUCGAAAGCACCGAAGUUCCUCGAAAAGAUAACGAGAUUUCCGAAGAUGUCAAGUCCGAACCCACUCAAGAAAAAGUUGGAGAGGCGUUCCUACUGGAGGACGAAAACUCCCAGUCAUCCCCUCCUUCAUCCUCGCCUCGAUCUCAGGAGGUCAAAUUGGGCUUCUCAAUUGCCAAGAUCAUGGGAUUUGAUGGACGGACACUAAAUGAGGAGUCGGCCAAGGACAAAGAGGACGAGGGCGAUGAUGAGGAUGAAGAAUAUGGCACUGAAGAUGCUGACGAGCAAUCCUCCACACGCCCCAAGAUCUGGCGACCCCAGCCUUUUCGUGAUUAUACAAUGGGGAUUUUCGACCCGGCCUUGGCCCAACAUUCGGUGCGACCUCCCUCUGGUGGAGUGAGCUCCUCGGCUAUUAGUCUUCUACGCCAAUACUCCAUGUUCAAUAACUUUUCCGGCUCUUGGCGACCUCCCUACUCCCCUCGAGAUGGCCACCAAUCUGGUCCGUCGUCGUUGUUGGCCAAGAAUGAGAAUGGACCGGUUCGUCGAACACCGCCGGGAGUAGUGGUUGAAGAGGAGGAAGACAAAGCCAAGCCCAAGACUUUUCCUUGUCCCGAAUGUGGCAAGAUCUUUAAUGCUCAUUACAACCUCACUCGGCACAUGCCCGUCCACACAGGAGCGCGACCAUUUGUUUGCAAAGUGUGCGGUAAGGGCUUCCGACAGGCCUCGACACUUUGCCGUCACAAGAUUAUCCAUACGGACGAAAAGCCGCACAAAUGUCAGACCUGUGGUAAGGCGUUCAAUCGGAGUUCCACCUUAAAUACCCACAUGAGGAUUCACCAGGGGUAUAGGCCGUUCAUUUGCGAGUUCUGUGGCAAGGGGUUCCACCAAAAAGGCAAUUACAAGAACCAUCGCUUGACUCAUUCCGGGGAGAAGGCCUACAAGUGUCACAUCUGCAACAAAGCCUUCCAUCAGAUGUACAAUCUCACCUUUCAUAUGCACACCCACAACGAUCAAAAGCCAUUUACUUGCAAAGUUUGUCAGAAGGGGUUCUGCCGCAAUUUCGACCUCAAGAAGCACGUUCGCAAGCUUCACGAGAACUAUCCCGGACUCCUAUUCGAGAAUGGCAGCGUCGCGAGCGGAGAUUCCAGUCCAAGCUCCACGGAGGGCGGGACCUCGUCUUCCUUUUAUCUGGAGGAAGAAAGCAGCUUUCUCGGAGACCCCAACACCAAGCAAGCAGGAAGUCGGAUUCCAUCGUCGACGAGACAAGAAUCCCCCCUGUUCGAAACGAGCCAGACGAUCACAAGUCAGAGUCGUCACUCCUCGUCUUCAUCGUUUUCCACUGCAGAGACACUAGCCACACCGUCUUCGAGGGCCCUUGAACGACAAAGCAUCAUGACCCUUUCGAGCCCUGGUGAGAGCUAUUCUUCGCCGCCAACUUUACGACAUCACCCUCUCCUGUCAUCCUCCACUGCAGCAACAUCAAUAGUAUCCUCCCCUACCCUUUCGCAUGGGGAAAUCAGAGGAAGGGAAGUAAGGGGAGGAGGCGGUGGUGGUGGUCUGUCACUCACAGAUAUCAUGACGGCAAGCUCUCAACCACAAUUGCAGUCUCACGCUAAUCUUGGACCAUCUCAACCAAGAUCAACAGGGUUCUUUAACUCGGCGGCCAAUUGGUUGCGAAUGGCCAUGGCUCACCAGCAGCCCCAGGUCUUGCCCCCACAAGCUGCCAUGAUGGCUGCGGCUGCGGCCGCCGCGGCUUACUCUAGUCACAAUCUCUUGAAGCCCAAUCCUUCUUUGGAGAUGCGAUCGAGUCUGCUUCCUUUGCCUCCGAAUGACAUCGUGUUUCCAAGUGGACCUCCGCCCAGAAGCGGGGUCCACAGCCAUCAUCAUCACCAUCAUCAUCAGUCUCUGCCUAGUCAUAUGAUUCCAUGAAUCGCCCAACGCCGACCAUCAACCUCAAGCACUCACUCACGGUUAUUAAUCAUGCAUGCAUGCAUUCCCAGAAAACUCUUCUCAGAGCUGCCAGAAGAUUAUGACCUUGGACCUUCUUCGCCGGGCUCUCUGACUCUCUUUCGUUAUUCUGCCAUAUUCAAAUGUGACCGUCAAGGAAUAAAGGAAAUCUUAAAAUCUCAUUAUCCCAGCCAAGCAUCCUAUGUAGAUGCUCUCCAUCGCGUCUGGUGG